Paramormyrops kingsleyae is the source of this 2110-nucleotide messenger RNA. Its product is annotated as mannose-P-dolichol utilization defect 1 protein-like. Gene Ontology annotation, biological process: oligosaccharide biosynthetic process. NCBI's taxonomy places the organism in Eukaryota, Metazoa, Chordata, Actinopteri, Osteoglossiformes, Mormyridae. The record is from RefSeq and is a predicted model, not a curated record.
CUUUUCCCCUCUGCAGUCCCUCCACCAAGUGUUUGCAUUCGUAAAAGCUGGGAUCUGCUUUCGCAAGGACUUUUAUCUAUUCCGUUACACUCAUAUGUUUGUCCAUAUCUUGUUUGUAACAUAAAGCAGGUCUUUCGGUGUCCGAUCUCUCAGCUGCGACGUGUUCCAGUCUCCUAAAUGGAUGCAAUGAAAUCGUUCCUGUUGGCCUACUUUAUCCCCGAGAAAUGCUACGAUGAGUUUUUCGUAAGGCUGCAACUGUUUCACGUGCCGUGUCUGAGAAUCGCCCUUCGGAAGACCCUGGGCAUCUGGGUCAUGCUCGGCUCUCUUACAGCAAAACUGCCCCAAAUGUUCAAGGUUGUGGGGGCAAAAAGCAGCGAGGGCCUGAGUCUGCCAUCUUCCCUGGUGGAGCUGUAUGCCGCAGCGGGCACCGUGGCCGUCCAAAUUGGCCGAAACUUCCCCCUCGACGCUUGGGGUGACAGUCUCUUCAUCCUUGUCCAGAUGGUGGUCAUCACCUUUCUCAUUCUCCACUACAGAGGGCACACAGUCAGAGGCUUGGCGUUCCUGCUCCUCUGCUGCUGCCUUCUUUGUGUCCUGCUUUUCUGCACACUCCCCAGGCUGGUGCUAACAGCGGUCCAGGUGUCCAUUGCUCCCACCGUCAUUGUAUCCCGGCUCCUGCAGGCGUGGACCUGCUUCCAGAUUGGCCACACGGGGCAGCUCUCUGCUCUCUCCAUCUUCCUGCGGUUUGCCGGCUCCCAGGCCCAGCUCAUCUCCUCCGCCCUGGAGAUGGGAGAGCUGACGAAGAUCCUGCCCUACGUGAUCAUCUACUGCUCCGAUGGUCUCCUGGCAGCUCAGAUGUUGUGCUACUGGGGCCGUGGGCCAGGUCUGAAGAAGAAGGUGGAGUAGCUGAGAGCACAACUGUGUCUUCACAGACAGCAUCCAGAACUUCUUCAAGGAUCUGCUCUGUACUGUGAGGGACAUCACCCCAAGCAUGCAGCUUUACCUGUUUCCUCUGAGGAGAACGACCCCCUCCAUCCACUCUUCCUCUUUUCUGCUCCUCACCAACUCAACCUUGACCAUGAGGAAUUCAGUAAUGUGAGACAUGUUGAGUGUCUUUCUGCAGGACUGGGCCAUUCUAACCCCCUCUCCCCUCAUUUAAUGAUGAAAUGUUUUACCCCGUCUCAUCCAGAGGCUGUUUUGUGUUAAUGCCAAAAUAGUAUUUGUUUGGGAGUCACCACAUAUUUGAUCUUGAGUCAUGCUGGGAGUCACCACUUACUUGAGACUGAGUCACGUUGGGAGUCACUCCAGCACCAUAUUUGAUUCAUGCAAGGAGUUAUUAAGCUGCCAGUUGCUCAGCUGAUGUAAUAUUGGUGGUACCUGAGGCUCUUUUCCCCCCACGGAGAGCAGCCCGCCCACUUAUCAGAGUUCCCUCAGCGAUGCAACGAAAGCAAUGAAAUGAGGCAAUGAUAAUGCCCCCGUCUCCUGUGAUUGGUAUAUUCCGUUCAUCCGUGCUACUCACAGGCCUCAGAAACAGUUAUUUUAACAGGAACCGUAGAGCAGCCCUUUCUCUGAGUUCUCAUGUAUAUCCUGCUUAUUGAUGCUUCAUAUUUAGUCAUCUUCAUACCAGGUAAUGCAGAAAAGAAGAUGGCCACCAGGGGGCAUUAUCAUCGUCAAACUGGUCUUGCAACUACAAGUUUUUCAGCAACUACCAGAGAAAACGCCUUUCUAGUGUACUUUGGAUAAAAACCUACUGUAAGCGUCUGGCCUCUUAAUCGACUUUGAUCAAGAUGCCUGUAGUCUCACAGAUGGUGAAUUUGGAGCCAAGAUGCAAUUCGUGUUAUCACCAAAAGAUGGAAGCCAAGCUCACUUAAAGCUGUGGUUCUCGCGCUUGGCUGCAGCGCCGCCUUGUGUACGCCUUUGUGGUUUCAUCUGUUCCAAUACGACUGAUUUGGUGACCAACACACGGCCGGAGAGAGAACUUUUGUUUUCAACACAACUGAAAGAUUAUAGCGAAUAGCGUAAUUGUAAUUGUGCAAUUCGCUCAACAAUUGGUAAUUUAUUAUGAGCUAAAUUAGAUAUGGAUAUUAAAAACUGCGUGGUUCUAAACCCCUAA